UCAGGUAUAUAUAUAUAUACCCACCAGAGUAAGAAGAUGAACACAAACUAAAUCAAUAUGGAGGAAGUCAAGGUACUAGGGUUCUGGGCAAGUCCAUACGCUUACAGGGUUAUAUGGGCUCUGAAACUCAAGGGUGUCGAAUAUGAAUAUAUAGAAGAAGACAUAUUCAAUAAGAGUGAUUUGCUUCUUCACUGUAACCCAGUGCAUAAGAAGGUUCCAGUGUUUUUUCAUGGUGAAAAAACAAUUGCAGAGUCCACUGUUAUUCUUGAGUACAUCGAAGAGACGUGGCCUCAGAACCCUCUGCUACCAAAUGACCCUUUGGAAAGGGCCAUGGCUCGGUUUUGGACCAAGUUCGGAGAUGACAAGAGGCAAAACUUUUUCGAAUUCUAUAAAACAACUGGAGAUGAGCAAGCAAAAGCAGCAAAAGAGGCCCAAGAACUUCUGACAAUCUUAGAACAGCAUGGCCUUGGGGAGAAAAAGUUUUUCGAUGGCAACAAGGUCGGGAUGACAGACUUCGCCUUUGGAUGGAUAGCACUCUGGCUUGAGGCCAUCGAAGAAGCAGCUGGUGUACAAGUACUGGAAGUCAAUAGCUUCCCUCGCUUGCAGGCAUGGAUUAAAAAUUUCAAGGAAGUUCCUGUGAUUAAAGAAAAUCAUCCCGAUAAGAGCCGCCUGUUAGCUUAUAUGAAACAACUAAGGGAGGCGUAUGCCAAGCCAGCAAUUUCUUGAUAUCCAAGUCUUAAUAUUUCCAAG
Messenger RNA from Prunus mume (Japanese apricot), 750 nucleotides. RefSeq names its product glutathione transferase GST 23-like. Lineage: Eukaryota; Viridiplantae; Streptophyta; Magnoliopsida; Rosales; Rosaceae. Gene Ontology annotation, molecular function: glutathione transferase activity. Gene Ontology annotation, cellular component: cytoplasm. Gene Ontology annotation, biological process: glutathione metabolic process. The record is from RefSeq and is a predicted model, not a curated record.